CUUGGUCGGGGUCCUCCCGGCCAUACGGGGGGGCUGUCGCCGUCUUGAGUCGCUCCUCUGCAGGCGCUACGUCACCACUUUUCGCCGAACGAGAUGACCGUCUGGCUCUUGAAGAUCCCGGCUAUUGACUGACUGACGCAACAUGAAGGAAGUGGUUCUCCUGCUUACAGCUUGUGUGCUUUUCCUCCUCCUGCCGAGCUCCUGUCAGGCGGCGAGACAAGGACAGGAUAUCCGAUGUGGAGCCUGCAGGGCUCUAGUGGAUGAGAUGGAGUGGGCCGUCUCCCAAGUGGACCCCAAGAAGAUGAUUCAGACCGGCUCCUAUAGAAUCAAGCCAGAUGGGACUCAGUCCAUCAAGGAGGUUCCUCUGGCACGCUCCGAGGGAAACCUCCUAGAGCUGAUGGAGAGCGUGUGCGACAGGAUGCAGGACUACGGCGAGCGCAUGGACGCCGUCACCAACAGGAAGUCCUACAUGAGGAUCAGAUCUCGCAAUGGCGAGGCCAUGGACCUCUCUGAGGCCACGUUGGACACCAGAAUCACUGGCAGUUUAAAAUUUGCUUGCGAGACAAUUGUUGAGCAGAAUGAAGACGAACUCAUCGAAUUCUUCUCUCACGAGACAGAAAAUGUCAAAGACAAACUCUGCAGCAAGAGGACAGACCUCUGCGACCAUGCUCUGAAAAUCCCCCAUGAUGAACUUUGACAUCCUUUCGCCAUGGCGACCCUCAGCGGACAACAGCGGGGCACGCCAUGGCAGUGGGGUGGAAGAUAACGUCAGUUAAGAAAAUCAUUUCAAAAUCCUCAGUUUCUCCUCCUGUUUGUCCCUCUUUGGCAUCUUCACCACGCAGUAAGUGUCCCACUUGACAGACCAAACUGAAACUGUGAAACUCAUAUCAGUCUUGGUCCAAGGCUUACCUGAUCUUUUUGACUGGUGCAGAGUCAUUUAGACGACCUAUUAUUUUGUAAUAAAUUAUCUUCUCAGCUGCUGGAUAUCUUCAAUCAAUGACAUAGCUGUACGCAGAAGGUAAAUCGCACAUCUUUCAGAUCAGAUCUAAAACCCCAACUUGUAGGCGUGAUGAUCAAUAACUUAGUACUUGUUGUGUCGGAAGACAUCUUUUGAAUGCAUAUUCCACAACUUUACACACUUGCCAAAUAUUUUGGUAUCAUCUGUUUUCUGUGUUUGAAUUCUGUGAACAAGCCUGUUUUUAUAUAAACUUUGUCAGUUUUCUGCA
Messenger RNA from Entelurus aequoreus (snake pipefish), 1226 nucleotides. RefSeq names its product canopy FGF signaling regulator 2 (gene cnpy2). Lineage: Eukaryota; Metazoa; Chordata; Actinopteri; Syngnathiformes; Syngnathidae. The transcript has 6 exons. The record is from RefSeq and is a predicted model, not a curated record. Gene Ontology annotation, cellular component: endoplasmic reticulum. The coding region runs from base 143 to 697 and encodes 184 amino acids.